Leptonychotes weddellii (Weddell seal) is the source of this 2409-nucleotide messenger RNA. The record is from RefSeq and is a predicted model, not a curated record. NCBI's taxonomy places the organism in Eukaryota, Metazoa, Chordata, Mammalia, Carnivora, Phocidae.
ACGGUCGCAGACGGAGCGCACUUCGCAGCUGCAGACUGCCGUCUCUCGCGCCUUCUAGCCCGGAGCAGUGUGGCCAUGGGUAUCAGAGCGAUGCUGCGAGCCGCCGUGCUCCUGCUACUCAUCAGGACCUGGCUCGCGGAGGGCAACGGCCGCAGUCCUACCCCAAAAUUCCACUUCGAGCUCUCCCCUACCGUGCCCGAAGUCAUCUUGAACCUCUUCAGCUGCAAAAAUUGUGCAAAUGAAGCUGUGGUUCACAAGAUUUUGGACAGGGUGCUGUCGAGAUAUGAUGUCCGUCUGAGGCCAAAUUUUGGAGGUGCCCCUGUGCCCGUGGGAGUAUCUAUCUAUGUCUCCAGUAUUGAACAGAUCUCAGAAAUGACUAUGGACUAUACGAUCACGAUGUUUUUUCAUCAAACCUGGAAAGAUCCACGUUUAGCAUACCAUGAGACCAACCUGAACUUGACCCUGGACUAUCGGAUGCUGGAGAAGUUGUGGGUCCCUGACUGCUACUUUCUAAAUAGCAAGGAUGAUUUUGUGCAUGAUGUGACUGUGGAAAAUCGCGUGUUUCAGCUUCAUCCAGAUGGAACAGUGCGGUAUGGCAUCCGACUUACCACCACAGCAGCUUGUUCCCUGGAUCUGCAAAAAUUCCCUCUGGACAAGCAGACCUGCAAGCUGGAAGUGGAGAGCUAUGGCUACACGGUGGAAGACAUCGUAUUAUACUGGGAAGGCAAUGGGAAUGCCAUCCAAGGGACUGAGAAGCUGCACAUUCCUCAGUUCAGCUUCCUGGGAAAGAUAAUGACUAGCAAAGAGGUGUUUUUCUACACAGGUUCCUAUGUGCGCCUGAUACUGAGGUUCCUGGUCCAGAGGGAAGUCACCAGCUACCUUGUGCAGAUCUAUUGGCCUACUGUUCUCACCACUGUUGUCUCUUGGAUAUCGUUUUGGAUGAACUAUGAAUCUUCUGCAGCCAGGGUGACAGUUGGUCUGACUUCAAUGCUCAUCCUGAAUGCCAUCAACUCACAUCUGCGGGAUAAACUCCCCCAAGUUGCCUGUAUUAAGGCCAUUGACAUCUAUAUGGUCGUAUGCUUCUUCUUCGUGUUCCUGUCCUUGCUGGAGUAUGUCUACAUCAACUAUCUUUUCUACAGCCGAGGAGGAUCCCGGCGCCACCAAAGGCGACACCGGAGAGCCCAAAGAGUCAUGGCCCGCUACCGGGAAGUGAUCCUGCAGGAUGCCCAGGUUAGCAUAGAAGAUGAAAGUGACUCUCUUUCCUCCAGACCAGUGCAGGCCUGCCUGGCAAGCCUAGAAAGCCUCAGCUCUUUGAUCUCCAUCCCAGAGCAGGCGCCACUGGCCACCUCAGAAAGCUUCAGCUCACUAUCUUCUCUCUCAGAGCAGGCCUGGCUGGCCUCUAGAGAAAGCCUGAGUGAUCUCCCCUCCACCUCAGAGCAGGCCCUGCCCAGCUAUGGCAUUCGCUUUAAUGGUUCUGAGAUUGAUGACAGUGUUAUUCCUACUGAAAUCCGCAACCGUGCUGACGCCCACGGCCAUGCUGAUACCCGUGACCCAGAAGACCCUGAAGAGAACACGAGCUCAGAUGAGAGUCAUGGCCAUGGCCCUAGUGGGAGGCAUCUGCUUGUCUAUGGUCACAGGUGUGUGCAGGAAGCAAGCUGCAGCCUUGAUGAGAUCCAUAUUGAGAGCGGCUACCUUGACCUUGAGAAGCAACUCAGGUGUGAUCUUAACAGUACCUGGAGCCUUAAUGUUGAUGAUUUCAUGGGCUUUGACCAAGGCCAGGACAGUAACUCAGAGUCUGAUGACAGUUGCCCCCCGAGUCCUGGGUGCUCCUUCAGUGAAGGGUUCUCCUCCAAGCUCUUUGACCCUGACUAUGUCCCUGAGGUUGACAGGUGGUCCCGGAUCCUCUUCCCUCUUGCCUUUGUGGUGUUCAACAUUGUCUACUGGGCAUUUCAUAUCAAUUAGUCCCAUAGGGCCCCUUUCAUGGUUCCUCUUGAUUCCAUUUUGCCUUCUUUUCUUGGUUCAUUUUAUUUUGUGGUUAUUUGGGCAGUUGAAUUAGUUCUGCCUUUCUCUUUAUAAACAUGAGGUGGGAAGUAGUUGAAAAGGAUGUGUUCUAGCUGGAAGGAAAGGGAUUGAGGAGGACUUGGAGGUAAAUAGCACAUUGAUUUUCCUUUUUUGCUAGAAGACUAUCACCUUUUCAAAGACUUCUAAUAUCUAUGAAGCACAGAAAAGCCCCUGGAAAUGUUUGGAGGACAAAGCCAGGCUGGGAGACAGAGGAAGGAUCCAAGCCCUGCGCAUAAGCAUUUCUGAGGGUUUUGCUGCCCCCGACCAUGUGUUGAAUUUUCUUUUUCAUUACUUUUUUUAUUCUGUUUUUCCCUCCUAAGAAUUUAGUCCUUGCUCACCCCCUGAUUA